AUGUCUCGUAAACAACUGAUUGAUUCAUUAGCUGAAAUAGGUAUAUUAAUUCCUACUGGAAUAAAAAUUGAUGUGUUACGUCUAUUAUAUGAAACUAAUAUUAUCGAAGAUCAAAAGAAAAAGAAGAAUACAGUUUCAAUUACAUCAACAAUGGCUAAUACUCAUCUUCAUCAACAUGCUGCAUCGGCUGAUGAUUCUUCGGAUGAUAUGCAUCAAAUUGAUGAUAUUAAUAUUAAUUAUAACAAAAUGACUUCAGCCGAUACACAAGAUGAAGAAGGAAAUCAUAUUUUUCCUCGUCAACCAAAAAUAUCAAAUGAAUUUUCUCGUCAAGCUGAAAUAACAAAUAAUAUUAAUAAUAAUCCUGGUAAGCCAUUUACAUUGUUUUCGGCUCCAACGGCUGAAGAAAACUUACAUUUUGGAAGUAGUGGAGUAUCUGUACGAGGAGAAAAUGAUCUUGAAACUGUUCCGAAAGGUUUAAGAAAAGCUAUUAUUGAAGGUUAUAAUGUUAAUUUGGUUCGUCUUCUUCUUCCUCGAGACAACAAAAAAUAUAGUCGUAAUGAUGAUGAUGAUGAUGAAGACAAAAAUGUUUAUCUUAAACAAAAGGAUGAUCCUCGUUUAGAUAAAAAUCUUACUAUUCUUGAAUUUAUAUUAGCUUUUACUCGUUAUUUAAAUAUCAUCUGUGAAGUUUUUUCUCAACGACGUCGUGAAUUAACAGCUUAUUUGUGUAAUAUAAUUCGUUUAUCUUCUCGGUUUGGCCAUCCUUUUUUCUAUCAUUAUCACCGUUUAUUUGCUCAAAAAGCUGAAACUCUCUUGCAAACACGUAACAUUUUGAUCGAUUGGUCCAAAAUAGACCACGAUAUUUAUUUUAAUGUUUUCUCUGGCUUACGACCAAUUGUUUGUGAUUUAUGUCGAAGUCCAGACCACUCCACAUCUUUUUGUAAAAAAAUACUCAAUCGGGAUGAUUUGAUCGAAAAAAUGUUAUCGGAAAAUCACGAUCGUUUUACAUUUUCAAGAAGUGCCCAAAAAUGACUAUAAAAAAUGUCUUAACUUUAUUUUAUUUUUAUUUUAUUUUUGUUGUAUUAAUUGUUUUGUUUUUAUCACUUUGUACUUUGGCAGUAAAUACAUAUAUGCCCAACUCGCCACUACAUUAAUAACAGUUUUUUCAUAGAGAGAUCGGCAUGAAGACACAUUAAUAGAUACUGUAAUCACAGAAAAAAAUGUGUACUAUGAUUGAUUAAACGUUUUAGUAAAUUAGAAUUUCACCAUACUUUUGCUGCUAAACAAACAACAUUUUGACUCUAUAAUCUCAAUACAUAUUAUAUAAAAAUUUUUAUUUGAAUAAUCUGCAUUGCUUUAUUAAUAAAUAUCUUUUUGUGUGAUGUAAAUUCAACAUUAAUUAUAAAUGUGAUUUUAGCCGAUUUUUUUUUACUAUUUGGUGACAUCGAUCUUUAUUUUAAACAACAAUGCAUUUUUAAUCGCAUAUUUGUUUAGAAGAAGUAUAAACGAAGAAGAUGAAGGUUGACAAACAAUAUUGAUAAAUGGAUUGAUGACUGAGAAUUAACAAUUAUAUUAGAAAAUUCAUAUUACUAUUCCAAUUCGAGAAUUUUCUUAAGCUUAAAUAAAAUUUAAAAAUAUAAAUUAUUGUUUCGCUCUUUCGAAUUCUUUUUUAGAUGCAAUAUUUUUCUUCUUUGAUUACAAACAUUUGCAUAUACAAAUUAAAAUCUGCAUAUGUUGUUUCGAAAAUAAAAAUAAGACUUAUAUAACGUUUGAAAAGUUUCUAUUUUUGAACUAUUUUAAGCUACAUAAAUAAAAAAUACAACAAAAUGUUGUCCAUCAAAAGCUUUAUCGCUAUCAGCUUUGGUAAAAUUUUUUAGAUACGCUCUUGACUCUUUCAUGGAAAAAUAAUUUGGAAAUUAAAAUUUUUAUAAAAUAGAGUCUUUUGCAAGAACAACCAGUUUUGAAGGACAUCAGCCACAAUCUCUAAAAAUCAUAUAUAAACUAGAUUCUUUGCGUGAUAUUUGUUCGAAAUAUGUCACAUCAUAGAAACUUAGCAGAAGAAAACAAUUCAAAAAAUACGUUUUUUUUUGUUGCAAAACGGUCAGAUAGUUAAAACUACUAAAUUCUACAGUCUCUUUCAGAAAUAUCUACAUUUUGUUAUAAAAACCAAGUAUCAAUUUAACUUCCAAUACAUCAUUGGAAAGAGCACUCUUUAUGCUAUAAAAACAAUGUUUUCAUCUUACUUCCGUUAUAAAAAAUUUAACGGAAAAUAAAGAAAAUAUGUUGCGCGA
Messenger RNA from Rotaria sordida, 2288 nucleotides. NCBI's taxonomy places the organism in Eukaryota, Metazoa, Rotifera, Eurotatoria, Philodinida, Philodinidae. The record is from the annotation of a GenBank genome assembly.